GCGAUCGCAUCCACACCUUCCAGAGUCCCCUACGUCCCCUGUUGUACUCUAUCAUGUCCGAGGCCCCGAAACCAGCUGAGAAGUCGACCGCGGAGGCCGACUUCACCAAAUACAAGACGGCCGCGGACAUCGUCAAUGUGGUCAUGAAAAAACUUGUGGCUCUCAGCGUUGAGGGCGCGAAGGUGCUCGACAUUUGCGUCGAGGGGGACAAACUCCUCGAGCAGGGUACCGGCGCCGUGUAUAACAAGCCCGUGAAGGGUGUGAGAGUUGGCAAGGGGAUCGCUUUCCCGACAUGUGUAUCCGUAAACAACACUGUAGCCCACUUCUCCCCCCUGGAAUCCGACCCCGCGUCCUCAUUAACCCUCGCAAAAGACGACGUCGUUAAGCUGCACAUCGGCGCGCACAUCGACGGCUUCGCAGCAGUCAGCGCGGAGACGCUGGUUGUGGGCGCGUCGGAGGACAAUCCGGUUACGGGCCGGAGAGCGGACGUGCUAAAGGCGGCGUGGCAUGCGGCAGAGAUCGCUAUGCGGCUGGUGAAAGUGGGGAACAAGAAUUGGACGGUCACGGAUACGUUGACCAAGGUCACCUCGGCUUGGGACUGCAAGCCUGUCGAAGGGAUGCUGUCGUGCCAGCAGACGCAGAACGUCAUUGACGGCAAGAAGCGCAUUAUCCUGAACCCGUCUGAAGCUCAGAGGAAAGACCUCGAGGGUGUCACGUUUGUAGAGAACGAGGUGUAUGGCAUCGACAUUCUGGUAUCGUCUGGAGAGGAUGGCAAGGCUCGUGCAGAGGACACGAAGACGACAAUCUAUCAGAAGGACUCGACCGUGACCUACCAACUGAAGAUGAAGACGUCGCGUGCCGUCUUCUCUGAAGUACAAAAAAAGGCCGGAGCAUUCCCCUUCAACAUUCGUUGCCUGGAGGAUGAGAAACGUGCGCGACUGGGCCUUCAGGAGGCGGUACAGCACGGUCUCGUGAAGCCGUACGACAUUGUUUUCACCCCGUCGAACACUUUCGUUGCGGCCUUCCACUUCACGAUCGCACUGCUGCCAGCCGGUCCAGCUCUGAUCACGCACCCUCCUGUUUGGUACAAGCCUGAGCUCGUGCGGACGGAGAAAGAGCUAGAGGACGAGGAGCUGAAGGAACUCUUGACGAAGAAGCUGCGAGAGGACAAGAAGAGCAAGAAAAAGAAGGCAAAGGCGGAGGGUGAGGGUGAGGGUGAAGGAUCCGAGGAGAAGUAGUCACUAGUCAGUAGCCAAGAAGUGAAAGAAUGUAUCCUUAGUGCAACACACCUUGUUCUCCGAGAAGCAAUUAUACAUUACGACGCUGCACCAUUCUCCGCGU
Molecule: messenger RNA, 1341 nt
Organism: Postia placenta MAD-698-R-SB12
Lineage: Eukaryota; Fungi; Basidiomycota; Agaricomycetes; Polyporales; Adustoporiaceae
Exons: 7
Coding region: 54-1238 (394 amino acids)
Source: RefSeq, a predicted model, not a curated record